AUGUAAAUAUUUGAAAUGGAUACUAAUGAUAAUUUGUAUAAGAUGACUAAGGAAAUUACAGUAAAGUGUGGUUCAACUGUUUGUGAGUGUUUAUUUCCAUAAUAAUACUUAAAAUCAAAAUGCUUCUUGGUGAAUAAGAAUGGCAAGAAUGUGAAUUUAUUAAAAAAGAAAGAAAAUGAUGACUUUGUAGUCGAAUAAUCUAUUGAAUUUAGUAGUCCUAAUUGUUAUGGUUAAUUAAGUGAUGAUGGAGAAUAUUUGAUAACUUGGGAUAAUGAAUAAAAGGAAAUAUAAAUAAGAAAAUUUAAGUAAUUCUGA
Molecule: messenger RNA, 315 nt
Organism: Paramecium pentaurelia
Lineage: Eukaryota; Ciliophora; Oligohymenophorea; Peniculida; Parameciidae
Source: the annotation of a GenBank genome assembly